AUGUUUGGCAAGGCUGCGGGACUGUUGGGACUGUUGUUGGGGUGUUGUGCUGAAGACCCUGUGAAGGUGGCUCCGAUCUCGUUGGUGGUUCCUGCUUACGUUGAAGACAUUCCGAGAUUACCGAUAUUUGCGGGAUCGGUUGGAACCCAAACGGUUCAGCCGGCUGAAGUGAUUCUUGUUAUAAAUAUACCAUUGAGUAGCAACUACCAAGGUCCGUUAUUUUUCCCAGGGGAAGAGGAGUUUGACUUUAGCAACUUCACUGGAGUAGCCUGGGCGCCCCGGGCAGAUGAAGAAAAGAAAGCAUUGAAUACCCUGUACAAGGAAAUUGGCUACAUCAUGAACGAUGUGUUCGUGAAGACGCCAGCCGUACGGGUUUGGACACGGACGGACGAGCAUUCGGACGAAGAGAAUCGAUUGUUUGGCGCUUCAAAGACACUGGUGUCAUCACAGCUAAUCUCUUUCUUUACCCCUUCGGACCUGAUGCACCCUAAGAGAAUCGAAACCCUUUGGCACCAAUUUGAGGCCUCGGAGAGCGAUGUUAUUCUCCACGGAGCCAUGACACUGAUCUGUAAUAAAUCGAUACUUGAGAACUACAAUCAGUACCUUGUCAAGGUCGAAAACGACCAGCUGUCCUCUCUGAGCUCGAGCCGGAUACGUCCCGAGGCAUUUCCGGCGUCAGAAAGCCAAGACGGCGACUUGGCUGCAGAUAUGCAGCUUCCGCUACAUACCUCGUGGUUCACGGUGCGCCCAUGGGUUCUCGGCAAGUUCCCCAUGGAAGAACACAUCGGCACGCAAACCUGGAUGAGGGGUCUCGACGACUCGGUCACCGUCACCUACCUCAAUGCAGCUUUAGGGGCCAUGCUCGACUUUUCCCAGCACGAUUGGUCCGGGGAAAAAAGACAACACCUCCACUCCUCACAAUGCGAUUUCAGCACCUUCACUUGCUCCCAUUAA
Molecule: messenger RNA, 954 nt
Organism: Gregarina niphandrodes
Lineage: Eukaryota; Apicomplexa; Conoidasida; Eugregarinorida; Gregarinidae
Exons: 1
Coding region: 1-954 (317 amino acids)
Source: RefSeq, a predicted model, not a curated record